AUGGAUCAGAUCGUCACCUCCUCAUCGGAGGCAGACACAUUAGACCAGUUAAUCCCCUACAUCAAAGACUACAGCUAUGGCAACAAGACCGCACAUCUGCUCAGCCAGUUAUCCGACCUUGCCGGUGAGCGGGAGUCAGAGAUUGAGCGCCAGUGCAACACGAACCAUCAGGAGUUUGUCAAGUCUGUCAAUCAGCUGCUCCGAAUUCGCGAAGGCACCGUUACUCUCACCAACGAGAUCCUAGAGUUGAACCAGUCCAUCCAAGCAAGCACUGAACGUCUCGUAGACCAGAAGAAAGCCCUGGUUGAGUCCCGCGGUGUUAGACAAAAUAUCGAAGACGCCCGGCAUGCUCUGCAGGAUUGUCUGGAGGUUUUGCGCCUGGCGAACCAGGUCCAGGAGCUUCGGGAUCAGAAGAAACACUAUGCCGCUCUGCGUGCACUCGAUGAAUUGCAGAGCGUCCACCUUCAGAAUGUCACCCAGUAUGAGCUGAGCGAGCUGAUUCAGAAAUCGGUGCCUGCGAUCCAGAAAUCCAUUGCUGAAGCCGUGAUGGCCGACCUCAACACCUGGCUAUUUCGCGUCCGAGAAAUGUCCCAGUAUCUGGGGGAGCUCUCCUUCUACCAUACCGACCUUCGCAAGCAGCGGCUGAAGGAAAGAUCUGAAAAGACCCCCUACCUUGCCAGCUUCAAACUCAACUCUGCUAUUGAACUCGUGGCAGAUGAGCACGAGGAAUUCGACCUGCUCAAAAGCGAGGACCUGGAAGUGGAUUUUACUCCCUUGUUUGAAGCUUUGCAUAUCUACCGCUCACUUGGUCAGAUGGAGAAAUUCAAGACCGAUUACGCAGCCAGUCGUCGUGCUCAACGCGAUCUUCUCCUUUCAAAUUCCAUCUCCCUCGUUGACGACGAGAUGGGUGAUCUGCACACUCUCUUGGAAGAUAUAGCAGGCUUCGCCAUCAUGGAACGUGCCACAAUGAAAAAAGUCCCCGACCUACGCUCUACCACCGAAGUCGAGGAGCUGUGGGACUCACUCUGCCAAACGGCAAUCUCAUUGAUGUCCAAGGCCCUGUCUGCCGUGGACAAUGCCGAGCACCUGCUGAAGAUCAAGAACCUGAUCUCGUUGUUCAUUCAGACCAUGAACGGCUUCAACUUCAACACCGCGGCCAUGUCGAAUUUUGUGCUGGUGCUGUUUGAUAAGUACGCUGAGCUGCUCAAGCAGCGGUUCAGCGAGGACUUUAUCGAGAUUGUCGGUACAGAUGACUACAUGCCCAUGCCGAUCCAGAAUGCCGAAGAAUUCGAAAAGGUCGUCAAUGUAUCCUGGUAUACGCCGGAUCGUCCAGUGCAUGAAAUGACUUUCCCGACUGUCUUCCCCUUCUCGCAAAUGUAUCCACUCUGUUGCAUCGACAUCCGCAACUUCUUGAACCAAUUCUACUUCUUCUCGGCGCAGGAGGACAAUGCGCCCUCGCCCCUCACGUCCAAGAUCGAUUCCCAACUCCUGACGUCGCUAGACGACCUCCUGACAACCAAAGUCUGUGCCAGCUUGGUGUCGAAGCUCUCGUCGCAGUACCUGGGCCAAAUCGUGCAGAUUCUGAUCAACCUCUCGCAUUUUACCACUGCCUGCCACGAACUCGAAACCCUGCUGGCGACGGCGCGGUCGUCCUCCUCGGCCCUCGGCGGUGGAGGGACCGUCGGCCCACCCGUCUCGUUGAAGGCCACGGCCCAGUUCAGCACUCACCAGAAGACGGCCGAGAACCGCAUUUUCGAACUGGUCAACAGCAAAGUCAGCGACCUGAUCGAGACGGCCGAGUAUGACUGGCUUUCACGCGACCUCCCCACCGAGCCGUCCAAUUACAUCCUCACCCUGACGAGGUACCUGUCGAACAUCAUCAAUAGCGUCUUGCUCUCCCUGCCGUCGUCGCUGAAGGAUCUCAUGCUGUUCAACGCCAUCUCACACACGGCCUCGAGCAUCCUCUCGCUCCCCCUGUCGCCGCAAGUGGACAGGAUCACGACGGCGUGCAUCGCCCAGAUGGACAUGGACAUCCAGCACUUCCGAUCCUAUGUCGAGACACUGCCCAACAACAGCAUCCUGCUCGAGUCGCUGGACGAGUUGAUCCAGACGGUGGCGUUGAUGAGCACCGAUCAACCGGACGAGUUCUACGACAUCUCGCUGCGGAACAAGAAGUACCGCAACGUCGACCCGCUCAAGGGUCCCCAGCUGCUGGAGAAGGUCGUGCACGUGGACGUCCGGUCGCCCGUCUCGGCCAGGAGCGCCGGCGGGCACGGACACGGGCUUUUCGACGGCGACAGCGGAAGAGACGGCGUGCACAGUCCGGGUCUGGCGCACAGCGGGAGCACCGGGUCGAGAGGGGGCAAUACCUUUGCCGCGUUGCAGAAUCGAUUCAUGCCGCAUGGUGGGCGAUGA
This is a messenger RNA of Fonsecaea monophora, 2415 nucleotides long. RefSeq lists its product as hypothetical. The transcript has a single exon. Lineage: Eukaryota; Fungi; Ascomycota; Eurotiomycetes; Chaetothyriales; Herpotrichiellaceae. Gene Ontology annotation, cellular component: exocyst; membrane. Gene Ontology annotation, biological process: intracellular protein transport; Golgi to plasma membrane transport; exocytosis. Bases 1 to 2415 code for a protein of 804 amino acids. The record is from RefSeq and is a predicted model, not a curated record.